Messenger RNA from Osmerus eperlanus (European smelt), 2950 nucleotides. It is a transcript of the gene rrm1, whose product is annotated as ribonucleotide reductase M1 polypeptide. The record is from RefSeq and is a predicted model, not a curated record. Lineage: Eukaryota; Metazoa; Chordata; Actinopteri; Osmeriformes; Osmeridae. Gene Ontology annotation, cellular component: ribonucleoside-diphosphate reductase complex. The transcript has 19 exons. Gene Ontology annotation, molecular function: ribonucleoside-diphosphate reductase activity, thioredoxin disulfide as acceptor; ATP binding. Gene Ontology annotation, biological process: DNA replication; deoxyribonucleotide biosynthetic process. Bases 155 to 2533 code for a protein of 792 amino acids.
GACGCUGUGUCAUAUUCGCGCUUUCUCUCACAACAGGAAGGCUUUAGUUGGAUAUUCGUAGGACAGUGUUAUUCAUAUAAUAGUUUGAGUCGUUGUACAGCAGUGUGAGACCCUUUUCUUUUGCAGCCUUUUUGUGAAAAGACAAAUAGUCAACAUGCACGUUAUCAAGCGAGAUGGACGCCAAGAGCGUGUCAUGUUCGACAAAAUCACCUUCAGGAUCCAGAAACUGUGUUAUGGACUCAACUCUGACUUUGUGGAUCCUACCCAAAUUACAAUGAAGGUGAUCCAGGGUUUAUAUAAUGGAGUCACCACUGUCGAACUGGACACUCUGGCAGCAGAGAUUGCUGCCACACUCACCACCAAGUACCCCGACUAUGCUAUUCUGGCCGCCCGCAUCGCCGUUUCCAACCUUCACAAGGAGACCAAGAAAGUGUUUAGUGAUGUGAUGGAGGAUCUUUACAACUACGUCAACCAUUUAAACGGACGUCACUCCCCCAUGAUCUGUAAGGAGACUCUCGAUAUCGUCGUCAAACACAAGGAUCGCCUCAAUUCAGCCAUCAUCUAUGACCGGGACUUUUCCUACAACUUUUUUGGCUUCAAGACUCUGGAACGAUCCUACCUACUGAAGAUUGACGGGAAAGUUGCCGAGCGCCCACAGCACAUGCUCAUGAGGGUGGCCGUCGGAAUCCACAAGAAUGACAUUGACGCAGCCAUCGAGACCUACAACCUGUUGUCAGAGAAGUGGUUCACCCACGCCUCUCCCACUCUCUUCAACGCCGGCACCAACCGCCCACAGCUGUCCAGUUGCUUCCUGCUGGCCAUGAAGGACGACAGCAUCGAGGGGAUUUACGACACUCUGAAGCAGUGUGCCCUCAUCUCCAAGUCGGCCGGGGGCAUCGGUGUGGCGGUCAGCUGCAUCCGAGCGACAGGAAGUUACAUCGCCGGGACGAACGGAAACUCCAACGGGCUCGUUCCCAUGCUCAGGGUGUACAACAACACGGCGCGCUACGUCGACCAGGGAGGCAACAAGAGACCCGGGGCCUUCGCCAUGUACCUGGAGCCCUGGCACUUUGACGUCUUUGACUUCCUGGAGCUGAAGAAGAACACUGGGAAGGAGGAGCAGAGGGCCAGGGACCUGUUCUAUGCCAUGUGGAUCCCUGAUCUGUUCAUGAAGAGAGUGGAGAGCAACCAGGAAUGGUCUCUGAUGUGCCCCAGUGACUGCCCUGGGCUGGACGAAUGCUGGGGGGAGGAGUUUGAGAAGCUCUACACCAAGUACGAGAAGGCGGGCAAGGCCAAGCGCGUGGUGAAGGCCCAGCAGGUGUGGCACGCCAUCAUCGAGUCUCAGACGGAGACGGGGACCCCUUACAUGCUCUACAAGGACGCCUGCAACAAGAAGAGCAACCAGCAGAACCUGGGGACCAUCAAGAGCAGCAACCUGUGCACCGAGAUCGUGGAGUACACCAGUCACGACGAGGUGGCCGUGUGUAAUCUGGCGUCCCUCGCUCUCAACAUGUACGUGACCCCCGAGAAAACCUUUGACUUCAAGAAGCUGGCCGCCGUCACCAAGGUCAUCGUCAAGAACCUCAACAAGAUCAUCGACAUCAACUUCUACCCCAUUCCAGAGGCUGAGAACUCCAACAAGCGUCACAGGCCCAUCGGGAUCGGCGUCCAGGGCCUGGCCGACGCCUUCAUCCUGAUGCGUUUCCCCUUCGAGAGCCCCGAGGCUCAGCUCCUCAACAUCCAGAUCUUCGAGACCAUCUACUACGCCGCCCUGGAGUCCAGCUGUGAGCUGGCGGCCGAACUCGGACCCUACGACACCUACCCCGGCUGUCCCGUCAGCAAAGGCAUCCUUCAGUAUGAUAUGUGGGAGAAGACACCGACAGACCUGUUAGACUGGAAGCUUCUCAAGGAGAAGAUUGCCAAGCACGGCGUGAGGAACAGCCUGCUGCUGGCCCCCAUGCCCACCGCCUCCACAGCCCAGAUCCUGGGCAACAACGAGUCCAUCGAGCCGUACACCAGCAACAUCUACACCCGCAGGGUCCUUUCCGGAGAGUUCCAGAUUGUGAACCCUCACCUGUUGAAGGACCUGACGGAGAGAGGGCUGUGGAACGAGGACAUGAAGAACCAGCUCAUUUCUCAGAAUGGGUCCAUCCAGGAUAUUCCUGAGAUUACGAAGGACCUGAAAGAGCUGUACAAAACCGUUUGGGAAGUGUCCCAGAAGACCAUCAUCAAGAUGGCGGCCGACAGGGGCGCCUUCAUCGACCAGAGCCAGUCUCUCAACAUCCACAUUGCCGAGCCCAACUACGGAAAGCUGACCAGCAUGCACUUCUACGGCUGGAAGCAGGGUCUGAAGACGGGCAUGUACUACCUGAGGACCAAGCCUGCGGCCAACCCCAUCCAGUUCACCCUGAACAAAGAGAAGCUGAAGGAGGCGCAGCCGGCCAUGAACGCAGAGGAGACGAAGGAACGCAACAUGGCCGCCAUGGUGUGUUCCCUGGAGAACAGGGACGACUGUCUGAUGUGCGGCUCCUAAACUUCUCCUCCAGGUUGUGUGUUGUCGUGUGUGUGUGUCCUCCCCCCCUGCUCCCAUUUACUCUACCAUCGGCAUUGAAUCACUUCCAAUGCCUUCGGCCAGCCUUGGUGCAUCUUCCGGUAGGCUGCUCUGCUUUCAGGUUUACACAUGCUCUGACUUGAGAUGAACAGGUUGUUGUUUUCGUGGCUCCGAGCUGUACAUGUGCGUCUGUCUGAUCUUCUGAUAUUCUUUGUGAACAGGUUUCUAUUUAUCGCUCUGAGGUCUGAGUCUUAAGUUGUCUUUUUGUAUAAAAUCUGUAGAAUUACUCACUGUCAACUCCAUUGUUCAUAUGUUAAUUUAAGGGUUAAUUCGAUUUCUUAAACUCCAAACGUGUAUUAAAUGAUGUAUUUUAGGAAAUAAAAUGGUGCAAUGAGAUUA